Molecule: messenger RNA, 1444 nt
Organism: Leptomonas pyrrhocoris
Lineage: Eukaryota; Euglenozoa; Kinetoplastea; Trypanosomatida; Trypanosomatidae
Product: mitogen-activated protein kinase (MPK3)
Exons: 1
Coding region: 287-1444 (385 amino acids)
Biological process (GO): intracellular signal transduction; protein phosphorylation
Cellular component (GO): nucleus; cytoplasm
Molecular function (GO): ATP binding; MAP kinase activity
Source: RefSeq, a predicted model, not a curated record
AGCAUAUUACCCCAUCUCUUCGUUCUCCUCUGCUUCCUCUUUCUUUGCGAGCACUCCUCCUUCUUCCACUCCUCGUAGAAGAGCGCGCGAGAGAGAGCGACGGUGACACCGGUGAACUCCCUCUCCCAGGCGCUCGUUCUGAUCGAACGACGUCGAUUCCGGAUUCCACGCAGACGAAGAAAAAAGGGCUUUUCGUUUUCCAUAUUUGUUUCUAUGUAACUGUUGUGGUGGUUGCUCCUAUUAUUUUCUUUCGAUAAUCUCCGUCUCUUCCUCACCGCAAGCAACGAUGCACAAGAGCAACCAAGAGCUGAGCGUGCCGAAGAUCGUCGGCGACUUUAAGGUGUACAACGUCAGCGGCUCCCCCUUCGAGGUUCCCACCAAGUACACCCUUCUCAAGAUUCUCGGCAUGGGGGCCUACGGCAUCGCCUGCAGCUGCCUCGACAACGAGACGGGCGAAAAGGUUUCCAUUAAGAAGUGCCGCGACAUCUUCCGCGACGUCGAGGACGGCAAGCGCGUGCUGCGCGAAAUCGAUAUGAUGCGCUUCUUCCACCACGAGAAUUUGCUGAACGUGCUGACCAUCCUGCCGCCGCUAAAAGGAGACUACAACACCUUUGAGGACGUGUACGUGGUGACCCCGCUAAUGGAUGUGGACAUGAACGUGGUGCUUCGCUCCCGGCAGGUGCUCGAGGAGUCGCACAUGCAGUACUUUGUUUAUCAAAUUCUGCGCGGUCUCAAGUACCUGCACAGCGCCAACGUCGCGCACCGCGAUUUGAAGCCAGCGAACCUGGUCACGAACAUCUCGUGCGAACUGAAGAUCAUCGACUUCGGCCUGAGUCGCAGCGUCGACGUGCCCUUCUCGGAGUUAACGGACUACGUCAUCACGCGCUGGUACCGCCCACCGGAACUGCUGCUGGAGAACACGAACUACUCCACCGCGGUGGAUAUUUGGUCGGUCGGCUGCAUCUUCGCUGAGAUGUACAACCGCAAGCCCAUCUUCCCGGGCCGCAACACGAUGGACCAAUUGCGCAUGAUCGCCCAGCACAUCGGCAAGCCGCCGGCCGGCAUCGUUGAGCACAAGGAGGCGCUGGAGAAGCUGAAGGAGCUGCCUGAGGGAACGCUCAACAUCCCGAAGCUGGUGCCGGGGCUGGCCGGGAACAAGGAUGGCAUAGACUUCCUCGCCAAGAUGUGGACGCUAGACCCCAGCAAGCGGCCCUCCGCGGCCGACAUGCUCGCCCACCCGUUCCUCGCCCACCUGCACGACGAGGAGGACGAGCCGGUCUGCCCGCGGCCAUUUGAUUGGGUGCACGAGCGCCACUCCAUGGGCGUACCGGAGCUGCGGCGAGCUUUCUGGGGAGACAUCGUAGACUACAACGCCGCCCUGGCGCACGCCACGCCGCCUGCUCGGGGCAACGGUGGCGGUGGUCGUACCUCGCACCAUCACUGA